AAUUUUUUUUAUUUAUUGAAAUUUUCCAUUAUACCUUUUUUAACCUUUUGAUUAGUUCAGCAAUACAUAUAAUUAAAAAUGGGUAAAUCUCGUGGUUAUAGAUCAGGUACUCGUUACGCUUUCCAACGUGACUUCAAGAAACAUGGUACUAUUGCCUUAUCUACCUUCUUAAAAAUCUAUAAAGUUGGAGAUAUUGUUGAUAUUAAAGCCAAUGGUGCUGUCCAAAAGGGUAUGCCUCACAAAUACUACCACGGUAAAACCGGUAUUGUUUAUAACGUUACCAAAUCUGCUGUUGGUGUUAUUGUUAACAAGGUUGUUGGUAACAGAUACAUUGAAAAAAGAGUUAACUUAAGAGUUGAACAUGUUAAACAUUCUAAAUGUCGUCAAGAAUUCUUAAACAGAGUUAAAGAAAAUGCUGCUUUAAAGAAAGCUGCUAAAGAAAAUGGUGAACAAGUUUCUUUAAAGAGACAACCUGCUAAACCAAGAGGUUCAAGAAUUAUCACUACUGAAGGUAAUGUUCCUCAAACUUUAGCUCCAGUUCCUUAUGAAACUUUCAUUUAAGUACUUUUCUCAAAUGAAGUAUUUAAAUCAUUUCGUUUUAUAUAUGGUUAUUGGUGUCUUCCCCCCAUAUACAUAUAAAUAAAAAUAUAUAUUUAAAAAAACAUAAUUUUUCAUCUUUUAC
Scheffersomyces coipomensis is the source of this 682-nucleotide messenger RNA. RefSeq names its product 60S ribosomal protein eL21 (gene RPL21A). Bases 79 to 561 code for a protein of 160 amino acids. Gene Ontology annotation, molecular function: structural constituent of ribosome. Gene Ontology annotation, cellular component: ribosome; cytosolic large ribosomal subunit. The record is from RefSeq and is a predicted model, not a curated record. The transcript has 2 exons. Gene Ontology annotation, biological process: translation. NCBI's taxonomy places the organism in Eukaryota, Fungi, Ascomycota, Pichiomycetes, Serinales, Debaryomycetaceae.